AGCUUUUGGGCACCCAUUUCCUCUGGGGGAAACGAACAAUGGCGAGAGCGACACCAGCUGGCGCCACCGGUGGAGAGGUUGCUGUCCAGAUUUGUGCUGAGGCGGCUGCUGCGGACGCCGCAGCAGGUGGCGGCAGCGAGUCGCAGCGGAGGGAGCGGAGGCUGAACUGCUUCGUGUGGGUGGUUGCCCUCGGCGAGUGGGCGGGGAACGCUUUCGGCGCGCUGGCUUUCGUAUGGGCGACCGCGGUCUUGCUCGGCGGCUUCUGCUCUAAUCUCAAGCCACAGGAUUUCCGGUUUGCCACCGUGAUUAUCUUCAUAGAAGCCUUCAGGAUUUUUAGCCGCAACUACAAAUUGGACAACCAGUCCUUGUUCGGGACCACGAGGGCACUCAGGUGGAUUAAUGUGUCCUUCGCUCACAUGUUGGGGCGGCCGCAGGAAGGGAAUGAAGUGGUGCUGACCAUGGGUUUGUGGAUAGACCUCAUUAACUGGUUGCCGGUGGAUGGAUUGAUUUUCCUGGUCAUUCUCCAGGAAGCGUUAAUGAUUGUUAUGAGCAAGAUGCAGAUACAUGGUUAUCCUCAGCUGACGAAUCGGUCCCGGCGGCGCAGACGAUUGUUGCUGGGGGCUGUCCUGGUCGCCUUCCUAAUCAUUUAUGGUCUUGACUCAAGCAAAUAUCGGGGAUAUCUCGAAUCCCCGUCAGAAGAUCUCAAAUCCCCGUCAGAAGAUCUCAAAUCCCCGUCAGAAGAUGAUGAUGAUGAUCAUCACUUCUAUAGCAUGCCAGCAAAGUUUUCCUCCUCGUCAACAGAGAUACUGACACAGGUGGUGGCAGCGUUGCUGCUCAUUUUCAGACCCCCAGUAGUUGCCAACUUAACAAAUACUACUUACGGCCGCCGCCUAUUGUCUCUGGCCAAAGUGAUCUCAGUCGUAAGCCUGGGUUUUGGCUUUGUGGUGGCCUUGUUCGUGAGGCAACCUGAACUUCCCACUAACUUCCUCAGCAGCAUAAUCACAGCAUUCACAGUAGCGGUUCUGUCGCUAGGCAGCCUGCAGACUCCGGCAGCGAACAACACUCUGCUUGGUGCCCGCUGGAUCGAUGUCAUGAUGAACAUAUUGUUCCUUUGGUAUUUGCUGCUACCUAACCCGAUCUGGAUUUUCCAUGAUUUUUAUGGGGGGUCCCGCCGAAUCACAAUUAUCGCCGCCGGCCUAUCAUUAUUCGUUCUCUGGGUAGCAGUGCUGCUGAUGGAGAACUUGCAGAUCCCGGCGGCCGCCCUUCAGGUCUUGCUCUCAUCUUCAAGGUUCCAUGGCCUGCAGACUGACUACGGCCAGCCGCCGCAGGACAGUUCUACUAGCCCAAACCUGGUGCCGGCAAUCAGAGUCUUCUACGUGCUGGCGCUGUGCGAAGGGUCACUCUACAUCACCGCAAGCAUUCUCGGGCUCUUCUCCUUCUUCCCACGCAGAUCGCUUGUCCGUCACUUAAAACUCAGCGGUCAACAAGGAGCAAAAGCCAUCGAUCUGUACUACGAGUGUGCCUACUCAACAUGCAUGGACACCGGCCUGUUUGCCGCAAAGAAGACGCUGAGCCUCGCCGGCUUCGCCACGGAGUCCCUUAGCUCCGGUUCCAGUGAGGUGAGGCUAGCUGGUGCUCUUGUCCUUAGCAACCUCCUGCAUGAAAGGGAAACAGAUUAUUCCAGCCAAGAGCUGAGGUCAAGAAUCAUCAGCUCCAACAAAACCGUGUCCAUGUUGGUUGGCAUGCUCGGAUGGGCAGAUGGACGAAACAGAGAUAUCAGGCUGCUCGCCACUAGGAUCAUCACCAAUCUGGCUGACAGUCUCACAAUUUCUGAGGUCCCGGGCAUGCUGAAGUUGGUGUCCUCGCUCCUUGAUGCCGAUUAUCAACCAGCAAAGAAUGAACCAGAAGAAAGACAAGAUUCCUUGCUCGAGUCCGCCACAAGCGUCGUCAAUGGGCAGAGGGAUCAAGCAAGUUCAGUGCAGACAGUCCCUGGAAAUAAUGGAGGGUGCCAUUGGUUACGGCGGUGUUGGCGGCGGACGAAAGAGAAGUGGUCAGUUGUUCUGGAGGAGCAGCCCUUGACCCAUCAGGAUUCACUCAACAUCCUGGGCAUGGUAAUCCUCGAGAGGCUUGCUCAUGACCCUGACAACUGUGCAGAAAUUGCCAAAGCCACGUACCUCAUUUCCAAGAUUAUAAGGCUCAUAAGCUACCCCACCGUCGACAGAGAAAGCAGCAACGACCACGUGCAGCAGCAUGCGGUGAUAUUUUCAUCUCUGAAUUUUGUGAGGCGGCUUGCAAUCACCGGGGAGACCACUGGGGAAGCAAUCCGGCAAGAGCUGUGCAGGAACUCCUUCUUGCUUAACAACCUCGAAUGCGUCUUGGAGUUGGAGGACGGGCGCAUGAGCACUGAACUAAUGAAACUGGUGAUUGAGAUCCUAACCAAGCUGGCCUUCGACAAGGACGCAAGGGAAGAGAUUGGGAGCUCCAAGGUGACUAUUUCCAAACUCAUGCAUGCUUUUAUCGGGAAAGAUGGACCAACCGACGCGUACUAUGAUCAGUCCCUGCGAAUGCCCGCAGGGGAAGCACUGGCAAACCUUACAAUAGAGAACCCUGCAAAUUGCCUGGCCAUCUUGGAGGAACCAGGAUACGAACUUAUCAAGGAUCUCAAGGACAUGCUCUGUAAAGAUGAGUAUAGAUAUGUAGCUGCAAGCCUACUGCAGAAUGUUUGUGCGCAUUCCAGAGAUAAACUUGGCCACUAUCAAGGUGCAGGUGACCACCUGUCGUCUUCCUUACCAAUGCUGAUGGAGAAUAUAAUGUCAUCCGCGGGGGGCAAACAACUGGAGCCCCUGAUCGGCCUCGUGUCACAAAUUUGUGAUGUGAUCCCGGAACCAUUUGCCCGUGAGGUGCAGCGUCAGCUACAAACCAACGGAUCAUCAGGUCUUGUUCAGAAGCUGGUGGGUACACUCAACUCCAACAGGAAGCCAAAUCCUGAAUACCCAAGGAUGAGAAGGGUUAUAGUUGAGAUGGUGAUAUCGAUUGUGAAAUCUUGUCCUCGCUACGCCACUAUAUUCAGAGACAAGGGAAUGAUGGAGGCACUGAGCAAGGUAGAAAGGACCCCAUCCAAAGUGGAGAAGUACAGGGUCUUCUACGGCAACGUAGGCGUCGUUCCGGAGAGUGGCUCCCCCCUCGCUGCUCUAGUGGCCACGGCAAAAGGGUUGUUGGUUCAUCCUGCAGCUCCAGCUUUGGGCGCCUAGCUAAGUCAUGCGUUGGUUCAUUCUGUAUAUGCAUGUGAACGCAUUUAUACUGUGGCUGGGCCAUACAACAGACCAUGCCUUUUUCUUCU
Messenger RNA from Panicum virgatum (switchgrass), 3340 nucleotides. RefSeq lists its product as uncharacterized. The record is from RefSeq and is a predicted model, not a curated record. The coding region runs from base 39 to 3251 and encodes 1070 amino acids. NCBI's taxonomy places the organism in Eukaryota, Viridiplantae, Streptophyta, Magnoliopsida, Poales, Poaceae. The transcript has 3 exons.